This is a messenger RNA of Ruditapes philippinarum (Manila clam), 1432 nucleotides long. RefSeq lists its product as uncharacterized. The coding region runs from base 174 to 491 and encodes 105 amino acids. The record is from RefSeq and is a predicted model, not a curated record. The transcript is spliced from 5 exons. NCBI's taxonomy places the organism in Eukaryota, Metazoa, Mollusca, Bivalvia, Venerida, Veneridae.
ACCCGAAUUUGCCAAUAGGGGUUUACAUGUUCUAAUUUGUUUACAUGAUCAGUUUAACAAUAACAUUAAUCGUCGGUGUACUCUAUACUAGUUAACGUCGUGGAGUGUCCAGUUUUAAAAUACGUGGGAUAGUAUAUAUCGUUAUAUCAUUGUAAAUAAAGAUAUACAGUGAAAUGGAGGUACUUUCUCGUCAGACAUUGAUAUAUUUGUGUAUGGUAUCAUCUCUAUUUUAUUCUGCAUAUUGUCAAACGUGUGGUCAAACUCCGUGUAAAGAUGGGUACUGUUGCAGUGAAAAGACAGGGCAGCCUAAAAAUUGUUGUUGUACAAGUACAGCCACAGGUUUCAGUACAUCAUGUAUCUCCUCCACGUCAACAAGCUUCCCUUGGUGGGGCGCUGUAUUAAUUGUUGUUGCCCUGAUAGGAGGAAUCAUCGCAACCAUUGUGUUUUUAAUCAUAAGGAGAAGAAGGAGGGCAGUAUUCGGGAACAUAUAAGCGUUUAUGAACAAAACUUCCCUGUUUCAAAUAGAUCGAGUUGCUGAACCAUUUAUAUGUGCUUUUAACUUACGGUAAUUAUCAAAGUAUAAAAUGAUCUUUUUGGAAGCUGUGUUGUUUGGUUAGUAAUAAUAUGCGGUAAGAAGGCGAAAAAAUCUAUAAAACUCUACCUGCGUGUAUAUACUUAACGUACAGCAAUACAAAUAUCAUCAGUUUAAUCCAAUUGUUCAAACAUCGUUAUCAAUGUUAUUUUAAUCAGCCUCUAUUUGCCCCCCAUCCUAACAUGAUACUGGAUAUUAAAUUAUAGGCAAUACGAUCUGACCUAAUGCGAGUAACCUAUUACUGUUAGUGUUCAUCUAAAAUGUAUAUACAUUGUAUUGUUUUGAAUUUUUCUUCAAUGAACAUUAACUUCUUUAUACAUAAGAUAUGCGUUCAUUGUUUUAUCAAAGAUUUUGGCACAGUAACAUACUGUGGAACCAGAACCCUGAAAAUCUACUUAAUAUAUUAUAAGAUCAAUAUUGUUCCUGUUGAAAGUUUUCGUACUCCUAUAUACUUUUAUAUAUAAUUUUAUCGGAAUAGUUACAAUAUCACGUUGAUUUUUAUAGCAAUUUUAGAUAACUGUUAUAUACUGCCACUGUAAACUUAACCCUUUAUCUUAUUUCAUCUCAACAUUUGUUUUCCGUUAAAAAGUUUCAUUAUCAUAUACAAUAUAUAUAUUUUUGUAACUUUAUAUCUAUGAAUAAAUGCAAGUUAUGUGACUCAUGUGUCUUACUUUAUUACUCAUACAAGUAGCGUAAAAUAAACACAUCUCUGGCUAUAAUGCACAUGAAAUGCUAAACAAACAGCUGAUUUUUGAAGUCAAUGAAUGUACAAUGUAUAUGCUUAGCUCAAACGUUGCGGCACUCUCGGAUCUGUUCUUAUAUAGUAGACAUAUAGAAUUA